ACCCUAAACCCCGCGUCCCUUUUCCGCCGCCUCCUCAUCGGCCGCUGCUCUCCCCCUACCUAACCCGGGUCCUCGACCUCCUUCUCCGCCGCUCCCCCAUCUCCUUCUCCGUCCCUUAUCCGAAUCCUCCGUCACGACGCUUUUUUUCCGCGUUUUUCCUUCGUCUUUACUCCUCAUCUCCUUCUCCACACGUAAAUUUAGAUUUCGUCUCUGAUGACGACCUCUCAGUCACAGGCCGUCAAGUCUCUCAAUACGUCCGCCGGCCGGAGGCGCUUUACGUUCAAGAGUUUCUCCCAGCGGGUGGAAGAGAUACAGAUCAAUGUUUUUCAUAGUCUUGACUCCGUUAAAGCUCAACCAUCUGACGGCUCAUCAUUCUUGCGAGAGAGCCUUAUUUACUGGAAGGAAUUGAAUACGGCGGAAGACUUUAUCUCCUUUUAUGAAAACAUGAUGCCAUUUGUUCAGACGCUAUCGCAAGUUAUACUGCACAAGGAAACCAUUAUGACGGAGCUUCUUGAUAAAGUGAAGAUUGAAGCUAUAUUGUCUCUUGAGCCAAUUCUAAGGUUAAUAGCAGCUCUAUCCAGAGAUUUGCUGGAUGAAUUUGUAUUUUUUCUUCCAAGGCUUGUAGAUUCAUUGGUGAUUCUACUAAAAAAUGGUGGCGACCGUGAUCCAGAGGUCAUAGAACAGAUAUUCACUUCUUGGUCAUAUAUCAUGAUGUAUUUGCAGAAGUAUCUUGUAAGGGAUCUUGUUUAUGUCCUCAAAAUUACAGCGGACCUAAGAUAUUUCCCAAAGCACUAUGUCCAAGAAUUCAUGGCUGAGUCAGUUUCAUUCUUGUUGAGGAAUUCAUGCAAAGGGCAACUUCAAAAAGGUGUUAGGAAGGCUAUUAGAGAGGCUGCUAAAACCAAAAGCUCAGAGGAUGCUGAAAGUAAAAGCUCAUCGUCCAUAAAUGGAGUUUCUGCUUUGCUAUGGUAUGCAAUGAGAGGGGUUUCGCUACUACUUCAUUCAAGAGCUGAAACUGUCUGGCAGAUUUUGAUUGACACAUCAACUUUUACUAUGGUUGAAAAAUAUACCAAAGGUUCUAAGGCUCUUUUAGAAGUUACAUCAGGCAUUCUUCGCCAUUUAUGCACUGCAAUUGACCCUAAAGAGUUGGAAGUAAUAUACAAUUGUUUGUUUGAAGAGACAUCUAAGUGCAUCACCAAUCGUUACUUGGAUCAGCUAAAUCACCUGUUGUCUCUUCUUGUUUUUCUUAUUGAUGGGAACAAAAUUAUUGAUGGACCAAAGUUGCUUAAUCUUGUAGAUUCAUUUGUACAAUCGUUUGUUGUACCUUCUAUUGGUGUGAAGGUGGAAUCCGUGACACAUAAGGUUCUUAAGAAAGUCCUGAAAUUGAUGCUGCACCUUCUUGAUAUUCCAUCCAUUUCUGUUGAUAUAUCCAGCAUCUUGCCACUAUAUGUUCCUGCAUUUAAGUUGAACAGCUCUAGCCUCUGCCCUUUUUUAGAUGAACUCAUCCUGAAGGAACCUCAAAUUGUACAGGUAUUCAGAAGCCAUAUAUUAAGUGCCAUGGAUGAUUUAAUUGAAGAUUCUCCUGAAGAAACCUUAUCCUUGAUGUUAACAUUCUUUGCAAAACAGAGCAAAUAUGAGAGCUGUUAUAUUGUUGAAGUUUCUGAAGACAAAGUUCAUAUGUUAUGCAAUUUCUUAAGAGAGAAGAUUGUGUACUGGAUCAAAUUAUUUGGUACUGCAGAGAGCAAUAACCAAUUUUACAAGCAAAUACCUGAAUCUGAAGUGGCCAUCUUAUGGGGAGUAAUCUGUUGUUUUCCUUAUUUUCCAAUUUUGCAUGAGAAAUUUGGACUUUUUAAAGAACUGAUCAAUUCUAUCGAUCAGUUUCUGGAAGCUGAGACUGAUAAAAUAGAAAAUAUGCUGAAAUCUACUUGGCAGGGCAUUCUUGGUGGUGUGUUGAGUUCGUAUCAUAAACUGCUGUUGGUCAAUAAACUUGCCACUUCAGAAGUAAAGACAUUUUUGAAUCUUGCAAAGAAACACAAAUCAUCUCUUCAAGUAUUGUCAUCUGUAGCUGAAUAUUUGGAUUCUAUUUCUGGGACUGAAUUUGAGGAGGAUUCCAGUCUGAAAGCAUUUCAAAAAGUUGAUGAGCAAGAUGCUGUGGACGCAGUUAUCUCAUUAGCAGUCAAUUUGAGUCAUCCAAAUAAGGCCAUUCGCUUGUCCACUUUGAGAAUAUUGUUUCACUAUAGACCACGUGUCGAUGCUCUUCCUUCAAAUGACAUACGCCCUUGUAAGAAGUUAAAAACGGAUCAAUCUGGAGCUAACAAUGAAAUUUCUCAACACACUGAUGUUAUCAAACUUCUCCUUUCAGUUGAGGCGACUCCGUUAUCAAUUUUUACAAGCCGUAAUGCUAUUGUACUUCUGCAAAACUUGCAAAUUAGUCUUUCUUCUGGACGGAUUGGAGAUUCUUAUAUUCCCCUUUUAUUCAAUGGGAUUAUUGGAAUUCUACAUAAUCGUUUUAGCCAAAUAUGGGAAGCUGCACUAGAGUGCCUCGCUACUUUGAUAAGCCAAUACAAGGAACUUGUAUGGAUUUAUUUUGUGCAUUAUCUUGACCUAUCUCAAUCCAAGAUUAUUUCUGAAAAUCCUCAGCUGGAAGCUGUGACUCAGGAACUCAAUGAUGAUAACUCUGACGAUGACAUUGUUGUCAUUGCUCCUGCUUCUGCUGAUUUUUCUUUGGUUAAACGCUUUAAGUUAUAUCUGGCUCCUGCUUUUGAUUGUACGCCUAGUGUGACCAUAAUAACUCUAUUACUUCAUUCGCUUCAAAAGAUUUCAGACAUUGCUGAAUCUAGGUCGCGACAACUUAUACCUUUGUUCUUGAAAUUUUUGGGUUAUGGUGCAAAUGAUAAUUUCAGUUUUGAGUCAUAUGCUGGUCAUGCUUGUCAGAGAAAGGACUGGAAGGUGAUUCUAAAAGAGUGGUUGAACUUACUGGUACGAAUGUGUAAUGCUAAAUCUUUGUAUCAAAGUGCAGUACUCAAGGAAGUUCUGAUGAAAAGGCUUCUAGAUGAUGUUGAUGCAGACAUACAAUUAAAAGUUCUUGAUUGCUUACUGAAUUGGAAGGAUGACUUUCUGAUCUCAUAUGAGAAGCAUCUCAAGAAUUUGAUCAUAUCAAAAAACUUGCGUGAGGGGCUUGCUACGUGGUCUGUUUCGAAAGAGUCACAAUGCAUUCAGGAAGAACAUAGGUGUCAUUUUAUUCCUAUACUCAUCAGAUUGUUAACACCAAAAGUUUGGACACUAAAGACUCUUGGUUCAAGAAAGCAUACAGGUUUAGCUCUUAGAAAAGCAAUUCUAUGUUUCUUGGCCCAGCUUGAAGUUGAUGAGCUUCUGCUUUUUUUCAUGUUACUUUUAAAGCCAUUAUUGCCCAGGCCAAGAGCAAAUGAAGUGCUUGAUGUUCAGACUGCUGAAGCAUCUACAAACAUCACACAUGGAUCUAGCUCCUCCAUCCUUAAUAAAUAUUCAACAUCAAUUCUCGUGGCUGACCUGUCAUGGAAACAGAAAUAUGGUUUUCUACAUGUCAUAGAUGAAAUUCUAAGGAUUUUUGAUGAAGCACACAUCAAGCCAUAUCUCAAUGCAUUGCUCAAGAUUGUUGGCUGGAUAUUAGAGAGCUGCAUGCCAAAUCUUUCAAGUGGAGAUAGUUUGAGUAACUCAAAGAUGACUUCAAAGCAAUUAAAGGACUUGAGAUCCUUAUGCCUAAAAAUUAUUUCUUUUGUGCUUAAUAAGUAUGUGAAUCAUGACUUUGAGUCAGAUUUCUGGGACAUCUUUUUCCGUUCCACGAAGCCUCUGCUAGACAGCUUCAAACAUGAGGGUUCAAGUGGUGAAAGACUAAACCUACUUCUUUCUUGCUUUAUUUCAAUGAGCAAAAGCACCAAACUACUUUCAUUAUUGGAGAGGGAGGCAAAUCUUGUCCCUACAAUUUUUUCAGCGCUAUCUCUAAGCACUGCGUCCGAUGCAAUCAUAUAUCCUGUUCUCGAAUUUAUUGAAAAUUUGUUGAAUCUCGAUAACAGCGAGGAUCAUCUAGAAAAUAAGUCUGUAAAAAAUCUUUUGGUGCCUCAUAUAGAUGUACUUAUCCAAAGUCUUCAUGGGCACUUGCUGUCUCGCAAUGAAGCUUACAGGAAAUCGAUCAAUUGGCCUGGUAAUGCAGAGUCAAGAGUAUUAAAAUUGUUGGCUAGAUAUAUUGUUGAUCCUGUUGUAGCCGGACAAUUUGUGGACAUACUGCUGCCAUGUUUCAAGAAGAAAAACUUAAAUAUUGAUGAUGCUUUGUCAGGUUUACUGGUUCUUAAAGGUACCCUGUCCGUUGUAGGAUCUGAAUCAUAUGAGAAAAUUCUCAAGGCAAUUCUGCCUUUGCUAGUUUCUUCUGGAUUGGAUGUUCGAUUGUGCAUUUGUGAUAUUCUUCAUGGGCUUAAGGAUAUUGAUUCUUCAAUAGCCAGUGUGGCCAAGCUUUUGUGCGACUUAAAUGCUGUUUCUUCCUCGUUACUUGGAGAGCUUGAUUAUGACAGAAGAAUCAGUGCUUAUGAAAAAAUUAAGCCAGGAUUGUUUUCUGAGCUAAAAGUAGAGCAUGUUAUGUUGAUACUUUCACACUGUGUAUAUGAUAUGUCACAUGUCGAAUUAAUUUUUCGACAGAGUGCAUCUAAUGCACUGUUAUCCUUUAUUCAUUUUGCUGCAUCAGUGUUGGAAAACAGUGAGGAUAAUUCCUCAAAGAUGCUGUUGAACAAUGAAACACAGGAAGUCCCAGAAGAUCACAUUCUGAAGAAGGAAGAUAGUCAAAGUAUAUGGACAAAAAAGAGUAUUAAGCAGAUAGUUAAUACAACUUUUCUCUCCAAUGUUGGUGGUGCCUUAAACAAAGAUAUUUCAGUGUUAAGAGAAUGGUUUGCUGUCCUACGGGGUAUGGUAUAUUAUCUAAAUGGAUUACCAUCUUUAAAUCCACUCAAAUCUCUCUACAGUGAGGAUGAUGAAGUAGACUUUUUUAACAAUAUUGUCCACUUACAGAUACAUCGAAGGAAAAGGGCAGUAUUACGUUUUAGAAAUAUCCUGGGUUCAGGGAACUUAACAGAGGACCUUAUCGCCAAAAUCUUCCUUCCACUAUUUUUCAAGAUGUUGCUCGAUCAAGAUGGGAAAGGAUUGGAUUUAGCAAAUGUUUGUUUAGAUACAAUUGCCUCUAUUGCAGGUCAUAUGCAGAGCUGGGAUUCCUAUCGGUCCCUAUUAAUGAAAAGUUUUAAAGAGAUAGCUCAAAAACCAGAUAAACAAAAAGUGUUGUUGCGUUUGAUAUGCGCCAUCCUUGAUAAUUUCCCAUUUUCAAACAAGGAAAUUCCCAAAGCUUUAAAUGAUCAAAGUGAAAUUUCUGCUCCUGAAGCCAAAGCCAAUUUAUCAAAUGUUGAGGCACUGAAGUAUUUGCAAAAUGUAUUCUUUCCACAGAUUCAAAAACUACUGACUUCUGAUACACUAAAUGUCAAUGUGAAUUUCAAUCUUGCCGCUAUCAAAGUACUAAAGUUGCUCCCGGUGGAAAUCAAGGACUCACAUCUUUCAACCAUAAUACACCGCGUAUGCUGUUUUUUAAAGAAUCGCUUGGAAAGCAUACGUGAUGAAGCAAGGUCAGCUCUGGUUGCAUGCUUGAAGGAGCUUGGACUGAAAUACCUGCAGUAUGUAGUCAAAGUUUUGCAAGCAAUAUUGAAAAGAGGAUAUGAGUUGCAUGUGUUGGGUUACACGGUCAACUUCAUAUUAUCGAAGACUCUGGUUAAUAUAGACGCCGGUGAACUUGAUUACUGUCUGGAAGACUUGCUCACUGUAGCUGAGGCUGACAUUCUUGGAGACGUUGCCGAGGAAAAGGAGGUUGAGAAGAUCGCCUCUAAAAUGAAAGAAACAAAGAAGAAAAAGUCAUAUGAGACUCUUGAACUAAUUGCUCAGAGAAUUACCUUCAGGACUCAUGCUAUUAAGUUGCUUUCACCUAUCAGUGCACACCUUCAAAAACAUGUUACACCUAGGGUGAAGGUGAGGCUUCAGACAAUGCUACAACAUAUUGCUCUUGGCAUCGAACGCAACUCUUCAGUCGAAACUUCAGAACUUUUUCAUUUUGUCUAUGAGCUUAUUAAAGGUAGUUUCAGUCCAGAAGGUUCUCAAGGCUAUUGGAUAUCCAACGAAGGGAUACAAAAGACAUCUGUUGGCAAAAUGUCACAGAAAAUGAGUAUUUCAAAUUCUUCCAAACAUGAUUCACAUAACACUCAUCUGAUUGUUGUAUUUGCGCUUGGGUUACUUCUUAAUCAUGUGAAGAAAUUGAUGAAGAUGGAAUUGCUCAAGAAUGAUGAGCAGCUAUUAUCAAUGUUAGACCCCUUUGUAAGCCUAUUGAGCAAUUGCUUAUGUUCCAAAUAUGAAGAUGUUCUGGCUGCUGCUUUCAGGUGUCUUGCUCUGUUGGUGACGAAACCAUUACCAUCUAUUGAAACCCAUGCUGACAAUAUUACAAGUUUGCUCCUAGAAAUUGUCCAAAAAUCUGGAAAUGUUGGAAGUUCACUGGUGCAGUCCUGUCUGAAAGUCCUCACAGUGUUAUUGAGACGCACUAGUAUUUCUCUUACAAAUCGUCAGCUGCAAUUAUUAAUUCACUUUCCAGUUUUUAUGGAUAUCCAAACAAAACCAUCUCCUAUUGCUCUUUCUCUUUUGAAGUCAAUAAUUCACCAAAAGCUUGUUGUCCAUGAAAUAUAUGACAUUGUUGUGCAAGUUGCUGAGUUGAUGGUGGCAAGUCAUUCAGAACCAAUUCGCAAGAAGAGUAAUGAAGUUCUGUUGCAAUUUCUUCUUAAUUACCCUCUGUCUGAUAAGCGUUUGCAACAACAUAUGGAUUUCUUGUUAGCAAAUCUAAGCUAUGAACAUUUGUCUGGAAGAGAAGUUGUGCUACAGACUCUGUAUGAUAUAUUGAAAAAGUUUCCUGCAAGUGUUGUGGACAGUCAGGCACAGUCAUUUUUUCUGCACUUGGUGGUGGCCCUAGCAAAUGAACAAGAUAUCAAACUGCGAGGCAUGAUUUGUGGAGCCAUGAAAGUUCUGUUGGAUCGCAUAAGCCAACAUGUGAUGCAUUCCAUUGUGAGCUACACAAUAUCAUGGUACACAGGUGAAAAGUCACAUUUGUGGAGUGCUUCAGCUGAGGUUCUUAGCUUGUUGGUUCAAGUUAUGAAAAAGGAUUUCUGGUUUAAGAUUGGUAAUAUAUUGCAAGUUAUGAGAGAUAGACUCAAAUCUUCUGCUCAUGCUGCUGGUAGCAGUAAAGAUGACAUUUUGAAAGAUGCUGCAGUUCCUUUAUGGAAGGAAGCGUAUUAUUCACUUAUUUUACUGGACAACAUGCUACAACACUUCCCAGAUUUAUAUUUUGAAGAGAAUGUUCAGGAGAUAUGGAUGAUAAUAUGCAAAUUAAUGCUCCAUCCACACACUUGGGUACGAUGUAUUUCCAGCAGCCUUGUGCACUCUUAUUUCACUACAGUCAAAGAAACCAGUAAACGUGAUGACCAGAAGCUGAAAUCUAGAUCCUAUUUUCUUUUAUGCCCAAGUAGACUUUUUGCUAUUGCUGCAUUAUGUUUGAAUCAGCUGAAGACCCACCUGAUCGAUGAAAAAACAAGCAAUCUCAUAAGGGAGAAUCUUGUAUUUUCAACAUGUGCUCUGCAUUCCAGGCUUGCAAAUACACCAGUACCUCACAAAUAUUGGUCUACCCUUGAUUCCCAUGAGCAGAGCAUCUUUCUCGAGGCUCUUGAAAUUCUUGGUUCAAGAGGCACAAAGGAUGCUUUCUUGUUAUCUACUCCUGCUCGAAGUGAUUCAUUGGAGAAGAUUAAUCAUAUUUAUGAAGACAAGCAAGAUCUCAGGUCAUUGCUUGUUAUACCUCUGUUGAAGAGCAUGGGCAAAAUUUCGAUGCAGAUGAGGGACACACAGAUGCAGGUUAUUUUUGAUUCCUUCACGAUGAUGUUUAAACAGAUCGAUUCAGAAGGUUUGCAGGCAUAUGCUACCUACAUUCUGAUUCCACUAUAUAAAGUUUGCGAAGGAUUCUCUGGGAAGGUCAUCAGUGAUAAAACCAAACAAUUAGCAGGAGUAGUAUGUGAUGCCUUAAGGGAUAAAAUUGGUGUCGAAAACUUUGUGCAUAUCUACAAUGUAUUAAGGCAGAAGUUCAAGGAGAAGAGGGAGAAGAAGAGAAACAUGCAAAAGCAGCUUGCUGUUAUCAAUCCAAUGCGUUUUGCCAAGAGAAAAUUGCAACUGGCUGCCAAACAUACAGUCCACAAGAGGAGAAGGAUAAUGUCAAUGAGGAUGCAACAAGGAAGAAGUUAGUUGUUUUUUGUAUUAUUUGAUUCAAAUCUCACUAGCGCAGUGCUACAUGGCAUAAUUUUUUUUUUCCCUUUUUGUAGUUUUUACUUGAUCUGUAAUUUUAGUUUUGUCACAAAUUAUGUUAGUUCUGAUAGCAUCCAAGUUAUGUUAGUUAUUUUUUUCACAAAUUAGGAGUGUGUUUAGGUUUCUUGUUCAGACACUUGUUGUAAAGCAGGCUCAGCCUAAUUUUGAUCAACAAACCUGGACCCAAUUUCUCCUAAUUUAAUCAGAAAUAUUGAAAAUCA
Molecule: messenger RNA, 8612 nt
Organism: Zingiber officinale
Lineage: Eukaryota; Viridiplantae; Streptophyta; Magnoliopsida; Zingiberales; Zingiberaceae
Product: small subunit processome component 20 homolog
Exons: 31
Coding region: 214-8331 (2705 amino acids)
Cellular component (GO): 90S preribosome; nucleolus; small-subunit processome
Source: RefSeq, a predicted model, not a curated record